GUUGUGUGGACAUCAUACGACGGUUGGAAGAAUGCCAUAACGAAGGCUUCUUUGCUAAAUACUUUGGCAAAUGUAACAAGAUAAAAUUAGAAUUGAACAAAUGUCUUGGAGAGGAGUUUGAGAUUCGACGUUUAAAAAACGCACAAGAAGCACGCGAGAAACGAAAGCGAGUUGAGAAGCUAUGGAAAGAAUUGAAUCUAGAGUGA
Molecule: messenger RNA, 206 nt
Organism: Paraglomus brasilianum
Lineage: Eukaryota; Fungi; Glomeromycota; Glomeromycetes; Paraglomerales; Paraglomeraceae
Source: the annotation of a GenBank genome assembly